GAGGUGCAAUCUUCCAUGGAUGGAGUCAGUUUGCAUCGAAGAGUGUGAAGUUAAAAGAAGGGCGAAAAGUGGAUGUGUUUUGAUGUGUUUUAAGUUGUGUUCAAGUCAGAAAUGUGUCACGUUUAACACCGGAACAGCGUUACUGCGAAGGGAUAAAACUAAUUAAUGUGGGGAAAAAAAUCAGAACAUGGAGUGUGUGUCUGCGUAGUUAAUCCUCUGCAUGCUGCUGUUUGAAGAGGUUGUGCAGAAGAGCAGAGAGCAUGGACAUGGAAGACUUCCCUCCCCCGCCUCCUGAAAGUAAAGUCAACAAAACUUUGUCUUUUGCACAUGAUAAGCACAUUUCUUUUUUCUUACGCACGACAAACAUGGUUGAAGGUGGGUGUUUAUAUGGCCGGUUAGCUCAGUUGGUUAGAGCGUGGUGCUAAUAACGCCAAGGUCGCGGGUUCGAUCCCCGUACGGGCCACAGUUUUUGAAUUUCAGUGUGACAAAUUACAAAAGUUAAAGGUGAUUCUUUUUUAUCAACCUCUUUUUUUCCAUGUCCUAGCACUUGUAAUUGUUAAUUAAAAUCAUCAAAAUGUGCAUAAGGGAACGAGAACAAACAAAUAUUUUUUUGUUAAAAAUUGUUUUUUUUUUAGGCAUUCUGUAAUUUCCACCUCUAAAUUAUGAGGUUUUCUAACUUCCUUCAUCGGAUCAAACAAAACAAGCAUUGGCUCAAGCCCUGUGCUGUAACUGUUUACAGUCCAUUGCCGAUUUGUAAAGCACCAACAAACUGCUGACAGGGAAAUUAGAGACCUAAUUGAGCACCUAAACAAAAGAAGAAGAAAUAUCUUUAACUGCAAACAGUUUUGUGUUACUGUUAUCUCAUAGUUGUUUGGUUUGCUGCGAUUACAACGUCAGGCCGAUAGAACCACCUGCUAGCUCCUGUAGGUCAUCUCUUGGUCGGAUCACUUCCCAGAGGGCUGCUGAAACUGGACAGCGUGAGUAAACAACACAGAUUCCUCUCCUCCACCGCUGUGGAGUGUGUGGGCAGAGGAACGAGUGAGGAGGGUAAAAUGUGCUGUGCGACUGUGAAUGCCAAACAAUGUGCCUCAGUGUUGGGUUGAAUACUGCCUCAGCAGCACACACACACACACACACACACACAUACACACACACACACGCGCGCACACACACCCUCCGGGGAUAGACACAGACCAGAGAAAUGCUUGGUGUCUUGCUGGCCAGUCGCUUGCUUUAUUCCCAGGGCAAUGCAGGAGCAGAUCGUAAGCCAGUGACUCAUCUGAGGAGACCAUUAUGUAGCAGAGUGGAGAUAGGCCCUCAGAACAGAAUCCAUAUUGUCAUUAUGAAUUGACAAUGGGUACUUCAUCAAGUCUGUGUGCCACAUUAGCAUGUAUAUUUCUCCAUGAUCUCGGCCUCUGGAUUCUGACAAGGCUACAGGGCGGAGAGAAUUCCUCCAACAUGAACAUAUUUUUUUUAUUGCCAGUUCAGUGUUGGGACACAAGAAACUGUAGGAUUCUCAUGAGUGACUGUGUGUUUUGGUUGUUACAUUUGUCAGAGGUCACCGUCCAGCGCAGUCUGUAAUUAAGCUGCAGGCAUGCGUACCCAUACAGCUAACUAUCAAUGAUCUUCUCUACCCAUAGUUUCAGAUGUCCUUUUGAAUGGCCAGUAUGACUCAUGGUGUGGCAAAAUCCAAUCAAAUCAAGCCCACUCUGGUGUAGUUAAGUGUUUCAUAUUGACGCCACAGUGAGGUUAGUGAAUGCAUUAUAUAGCAAUGUUUAUAAUACGAGUAUGCAUCGUACUUUUUAGGACUUGCAUAAACUAUUAGCGAGCUAUCCGUGCCUUAUCACUGUCUCAAACCAUUCAUUACUGCACAGGUGGAAAAAGAAAGAUAGCAUCUCUGUUUCUUUGCACUUCUCUCUUCCCCAUGCACACAGGGUCACAGUGCUGACCUGGGACAUUAGUCACGGACCAUUCUCUCACACUGACGAGGUGAAACGCCUACCUGUCAAAGCCUGAGGGAAUCGUACUGGUGAUUUAGAUGUUGGCAGAUUGCGUCCCUUUUGCAGAUGAAGAUGAGGGGGAAGCCUUCGACUUCGAUGACAGCGGGGAUGACAUCCCUGCAGCUGAUUGCCCACCUCCUGCACCUCCAGCUCCUCUAGCUCCCAUCAGCAAGGAUCAGAGCCAGAACAACAAUGCGGCCAGUCACCCUGACGCCCUUCUCCCCGUCCCGACCCCCCCAGCACCUUCCUCCGCAUCCAACACCACUCUAUCAUCAGCCGACACAACGGUUGCCACGAGAGGAUCCUCCACAGCAGGUGGAGAAACAGCAGAAGCCAAGGGGACAUCUGCUGCUGAGGGGGCUGAUGACAGGGAGAAAGAUUUACCGCUUCCACCCCCUCCUCUAGAUGAUGACACAGAAACUGAUCCUCGAACAACAGGCAUUGAAGGCCAGAAUGCAUCCAUCAGUGACCUGCACCCUCCACAGGCUGUCCCUCAGACCUCAUCGCAGGGCAAAGUCAACCCCUACUCUGUGAUCGACAUCACUCCUCUCCAACUGGAGGAGCUGGAGCAGAAACAUGGGCCCUCCUCUUCCACUUCCUCACCAGUGGAGCCCAAAGACCGAGAGGCAGAAGGCCAUGAUAACCACCCCAGCCCUCUUGGCAUCACUUCAGGAUACUCAGUGCCAGUACCUUGUGGCUAUGCGACCCCCUCGGGUGUACCACUCAUCACACCAACUUACACUACACCAGUCAUCAUUCGACAUCUCUCCACGGAGGAAGAUGUGACAGUGGUUGGGACUGGCAACACCUCUGUUGACAGUGUUUUCAGUGAAGAGUAUCCACCUAUUAGAGAAGAGGAUGCUUUGGCUAAAUGGGCAUCAGAUCCUGCCAAUACUGCAUGGAUGGAAAAUCCAGAUGAGGUGAUUUAUGAUGAUGUGCCCAGAGAGAACUCUGAUUCCAACACAGACCCAGAUGAGAUGAUCUAUGAUGAUGUGGAGCUUGGGGAGGAGGGUGGCUGUAACAGCUCCCUCGACAACGGCUGGAGCUCUAGUGAGUUUGAAAGCUAUGACGAGGCCAGCGAUGGGGAAGGCCGUCCUGAGAAUGGCCUGCCUCACGCCUUCAUGAGAGGAAAGCCACCCCAGAGAAAGACACAUCUCUCUCAAGAUCUGACACGCUUGAAAGAACACUAUGAGAAAAAGAUGAAAGAUCUAAUGGCAAAUACAGUGGGAACGGUAGAGCUACAGCAGCUAAAACAGAAACACGAGCAGAAGAUGCAAAAGCUGGUGAAGGCUGCUAAGGAAGGGACCAAAGACGGACUUGAGAAAACCAAAGCUGCUGUGAAGAAGGGACGCUCUUUCAUUAAAACCAAGUCAUUCUGUCACGAAAGGAAAUCGACCGCCUUCGAGGAUGAGGAGUCUGAACUCUUCAUCGAGGUGGACUGUUUCAAUGUGGAGCCAGUACUGUGUCCAGCACCAGAAGGUCUUUCACAGCAACAGCUUGUUAGAAGGUGUAUAUUGGGGUCUAUACUGGAAAGUGAGAAGAACUAUCUUGAUGCACUCAAAAGGAUAUUAGAGCAAUAUGAGAAGCCCCUGUCUCAGAUUGAGCCGAGACUGCUGAGCGACAGGAAGCUGAAGAUGACCUUCUAUCGUGUACGUGAGAUCCUGCAGUGCCACUUCCUCUUCCAGAUUGCCCUGGCGAGCCGUGUGGCUGAGUGGGACAGCCUGGAGAUGAUUGGGGAUGUCUUUGUGGCAUCGUUUUCAAAGUCCAUGGUGCUGGAUGCCUAUAGUGAAUAUGUGAACAACUUCAGCACUGCAAUGGCAGUAGUAAGGAAGACGUGUGCCUCCAAACCUGGCUUCCUGGAAUUUCUCAAGAAUCGUCAGGAGACCAGUUGUGACCGAAUGACUCUGUAUGGCCUGAUGAUGAAACCUAUCCAGAGAUUCCCACAGUUCAUUUUACUCCUUCAGGACAUGCUGAAGAACACACCAGUGGGUCAUGCAGACCGUCUGCCCCUUCAGAUGGCCCUGACCGAACUGGAGACCCUGGCUGAGAAGCUCAACGAAAAGAAGCGAGAAGCCGACCAGCGCUGCGAGAUCCGUCACAUUGCAAAGGCCAUGAACGAACGCUACCUCAACAAGCUUCUAAGUAACGGCAGCCGCUACCUGAUCCGCUCGGAUGACAUGGUGGAGACAGUCUACAAUGAGCGUGGUGAAAUAAUCAAAACCAAGGAGCGUCGCCUCUUCCUACUCAAUGAUGUGCUCAUGUGUGCCACACCCAAUAUCCGAUGUCAGGAUGGCAGUGGGAGUGGAAGUGGAAAUGCUCCACUUGACCAAAAGUUCCUUCUAAAGUGGAGCGUACCUUUGAGCUUUGUGGAGGUGCUGGAGUUCGGAUCCAGUGAGGACAUGGCCGACAGCAGUCGCUACCCUGCUCCUCAUUCAGGGGAGAAGGUGGUGAUCAACGCUAAGCCAAAUAAACUGUACAUGGGUCCAGGCCAGCUCUACCAAGACCUGCAGAACCUAAUCCACGAUCUCAACCUGGUCAACCAGAUUUCCAUCAUGAUCAGCAGCCUCAAAGGAAACUACCAGAAUGUUAAUCCCACAGUGGCUCAAGACUGGGUAUCAGGUCUCCAGAGACUGAUACUGAAGAAGGAGGAGGAGAUCAGGGCAGCUGACCGCUGUAGGAUCCAACUCCAGCUGCCGGGCAAACAAGACAAGGCGGGUAAACCCACUUACUUCAGUGCAGUGUUCAAUACUCUCAGCCCAGCCAUCAAACAGUCAUGGAUCAGUAACUUGCAGAUGGCUAAGCUGGCUCUAGAGGAGGACAACCUGCAGGGCUGGUUCUUCGCGGAGGAUGAUGGAAACCAAAUCAAAAAGCAGAAACACCCUCUCUUGCUUCGACAGAUGCCUGUGGUCAUGUCAAAACUACAGGAGUUCAAGGUGGAGUGCGCCGUACACAAUCCAGAGCCCCACAUCAACACAGAGAGCACCGCAGACACUCCUGUCGUGGGCCACGGAUGUGUCUGGGUUGCAAGUUGCACCAACCAGAUGGGCCAGAUUGCCAUAGUGGCCAUGCAGAACUCCAGCCCGAAGGUGACUGAGUGUUUCAAUGUAGAGUCCCGAAUCCUCUGCAUGGCUUUCGUCCCAACUGAGCACCUCCAGGAGAACGGGGAAAAGCUCCCUGAGAGCAAUCACUCUCCUCUAGUGAAGGCCGCUGAAACCCCCAGUGUCUGUCUGGGCAUGGAGGAGGGCAGCAUUAUUGUGUAUAAGAGCAGCCAGCGGUCCAAGAAAGUGCGUCUGCAGCAUUUUUUCACCCCAGACAAGUCCACUGUCACCAGCCUGGUCUAUAAGAAGCACUGUCUGUACGCCGGCCUGGUCAGCGGCUCCGUGGCCAUCUACUCCAGAUCACAAGAUGGUUUGUGGAACUCUGAGAAGCCCAAGUUAGUGAAGCUUGGAGUCCUCCCUGUCAAGGCUAUGCUGGCUGUGGAGGAGCACCUCUGGGCUUCAUCAGGCGGACAAGUCUUCAUCAUCAGCACCCACACACACCGCGUAGAGAGACAGCUGGAUGCCCACCAGGAGGAGGGCAUGGUGGUGUCCCACAUGGUCGUGGCCGGUGUUGGCAUCUGGAUCGCCUUCAGCUCUGGUUCCACGCUGCGCCUCUUCCACACUGAGACCUUAGAACACCUGCAGGACAUAAAUAUUGCCACACCUGUCCAUAAUAUACUGCCUGGGAACCAGCGAGUGUCAGUGAGCAGUCUGCUGGUUUGCCAUGGCCUGCUACUGGUAGGGACCAACUUGGGUGUAACUGUGGCUCUCUCUGUCCCCAGACUGCAGGGCAUCCCUAAAGUAACAGGUCGGGGUAUGGUGUCAUUACAUGCUCACAACGGGCCAGUCAGGUUCCUCACUGUGGCUGCUGCAGUGUGUAAUCGGCCGUCUGGCCUGCCAUCCUCCGCCCCUCCUUCCUCGCUGCAGCCAGCAGAGUCUCAUGAUGUGGAGAACACCCAGCCUCCCUCAGAUUCAGCUCUGACUUCCCCUCAGGGGCGAGGCGUGUGGUUGGGAGAGGCAGGCUGCACCACCAUGGCUCUCCAGGACUCCAUGUCCUCCUCGUCCUGCGGCUCCCUAGCUCCAUCCCAGGGUUCCCUGGAGCACGGGCCUGAGGACGGCGCCCUGUACGACAUGCUUCAUGACCCAGCCCAUCACCAGAAGGGCCGCCGCUCCAGCAAGGUGGAUGUCAGCUCUCUGCUGGUGGUGUCCGGAGGUUUGGGCCACCGCAGGGUGAACAAAAAGACCAAACAGUCUCGCCAUGAGGACAACACCUCCACCAUCAUGAUCUGGCAGAUCCCGUUACUGAACAUGUGACAGCAGCACCACAUUGGUUACACCAGAAGUGCUGCAUAGGACCCUCACAAGAAGAUCUGUUUUGAACACUUGACCAGACAUUUGGGAUCAAUCAAAGCUAUUAAAUGUCUUAUUUAAACAAGAACUGCAUCAAGCACUCCACAGUAUUCCCAGGAUGCCCCACCAUAAAGAACAAAGGAUCAAUAAAACCACUCUAUCAUGACGGGUGACGGUGUGAACAACACACCAGUCAGUGGACAUGCUGUACACAUUGAGGAUGUUUGCAAACACUGAAAGGUUUCUAAUUUCUGUUGCAUGUUGUCCUGUAAUUUGUCUAAUACAUUUCAUUACUGUCCAAUGUUUGUGCUACACACAUUGACUGUAUAGGACUGCAGUAUUUAAAUCAGUGUUCAAAGGAAGUUAGGAAAUGAAAGACAUCUAAGGUAUUGACAGAGUUAUUGAACUGUUGUAAGAUUAGGGACAGCUUUUUGACAGAUUCUUGAUCACCUAUCAAGGCCAGAGUUGUUAAUGUAAAGUCUGACAACUCUGAAUUACGUGUGCAUUAUUUUUAGAGUCAUACAGAGGUUAUGUGUUUAUAUGGAAUUGAACCAGCUUCUCCAGUGCUCCAACUGUUCUACUAAAAAAAGGGAUUUUAAAAAAGGUGAAGUACUGGUGACUGAAUUAGUUUGAGAAGGUUUGAUGAGAGUUCCUGGCUGGCCAGGCUUAUGUUCAUUAACGGAGGAAAGACUUGUCAAGAGCCAGAGAUUUUUUGUUUGCCCAAAUGCAUCUUUGUUUCUCACAUAAGGGUAUUUUUUAAAAAAGAUAAAAAGAUUUCUGCGUUUGUCACACUUUUUAUGUACUUAUGUAUAUUAACAAAUCCAUAAAACAAUGUUUUAUUGAGCAA
Molecule: messenger RNA, 7235 nt
Organism: Acanthochromis polyacanthus (spiny chromis)
Lineage: Eukaryota; Metazoa; Chordata; Actinopteri; Pomacentridae
Gene: arhgef10
Product: Rho guanine nucleotide exchange factor (GEF) 10
Exons: 30
Coding region: 2039-6352 (1437 amino acids)
Biological process (GO): positive regulation of stress fiber assembly; mitotic spindle assembly; actin cytoskeleton organization
Cellular component (GO): centrosome
Molecular function (GO): guanyl-nucleotide exchange factor activity; protein binding
Source: RefSeq, a predicted model, not a curated record